Messenger RNA from Priapulus caudatus, 505 nucleotides. RefSeq names its product zinc finger CCHC domain-containing protein 24-like. Bases 21 to 395 code for a protein of 124 amino acids. The record is from RefSeq and is a predicted model, not a curated record. Lineage: Eukaryota; Metazoa; Priapulida; Priapulimorpha; Priapulimorphida; Priapulidae. The transcript has 2 exons.
CUUACACCUAAACACAAAGCAUGCAUCAUCAAACGACAAUUUUGUCAUGUAUGGCGGGGGAACCAAAUUAUUUUCGUGAUCGCCAAAAUUUUGACGUGCGAUACUCUGCCUUCCAGACGAGACCAAAAGGAAAGGGACUGACGCCGGACCAGGUUAAGAAGCGCUGUUUCGGUGAGUACAAGUGCCCAGAGUGCAAGCGGAAGUGGAUGUCGGCAAACAGCUGGGCCAACAUGGGACAGAAAUGCAUCAAGUGCAACAUCAACGUCCACCCACACAAACAGCGCCCCAUGGAGAAGCCGGACGGCCUCGACAAGUCUGACCCAAACAAGGAGCAUCCCCAACACCUGUGCGAGAAAUGCAAGGCGCUCGGAUACUCCUGCGUCCGCGCCCACUAGCGGUGGCAUUCAACAACAGGGGGCUAGAUUUUCGUUUCGUUCCCUGCCGUGUUGUGCAUGAUGCACGCAAUCUGAUGCAUGAUGGGAAUUGGCUAGGAGCAACUCUUGAG